UUAUUACCGUUUAUCUAUUUGCCCUAAUUGCUCUUCGACUUCUGUCGAGCUCUCGUCGGAGACCAAUUCUGUUGUAUUUCUUCUAGGGAUCUUCUUUUUUGCAUCCAAAAAUUUUGUUACAGGAGUCGCAAGUACCUCGUUUUUGCCAGCAAGCUGUUGCAAAUCUUGCAUUUGUUAUUUGCAUCGAUCUUUGUUCGUUUUUUUUCUUAUCCGGAAGGUUGUAUUCCGCUUGAGGUAGAUCUCGAAACCGUAGGCUGGAUCUCUCUUGGUGCGACGAUAGGGAGAGAUGGUCGGAGGCGGAAGCAGGAGGGACGAUGGGUCCUUGAAGAUCAAUAGUACCAACGUGUUCGCGGCGCUCGAGACUCUCAAGAAGAAGAAGAAGUCGGACAAGGAGUCGAAGAGCAAGGGAGCGUCUCGGAGUCAAGCGAAGGAGCAGGAACAGCAAGUCUUCUGGGCACCGGCACCGCUGACGUCCAAGUCGUGGGCCGAUGUCGGCGAUGACGACGACGACGAUUACUAUGCGACUACAGCGCCGCCAAAGGCUAUUUGGGGCGCGUCGGAGCAACGACAUAUCAAGGAGCUUGAGGCUUCCGUAGAGGAGGAAAGUGAAACUGAAGAUGAUGGUCUUGACAUUGGUGAUGAUGAUGAUAUCGAGGAACCUGAAAUUGAGCCAGAAGCUGUCAUUAGUGAACCAAUUGUUGAAAAACUUGCUCCUGUUCUAGUGCCAGCCAAGGAUGCCGAAAGGCAACUCUCAAAGAAGGAGCUUAAGAAAAAAGAAAUGGCUGAACUUGAUGCACUUUUAAAUGAGUUCGGGAUUGCUAACAAAGAUAAUAAUUCUUCACAAGAUGAGAUAAACGACAAGAAAGAACAGGAGCAAAAUGGUGAGGGCGAGAAGAAAGAAACUGUAGGUGCUCCAGAAACCAAAACCUCCAAGAAGAAGUCCAAGAAAGAAAAAUCUUUGAGAGACAUGAAGGAGCGUGCGGGGGAAGAUCAAAAUGGUAACAAGAAGUCAGAGGAGGGAGCCGCCGAAGCUGAAGGGGAGGAUGCAUCUGCAGUUGAUGUGAAAGAAAGGAUAAAGAAAGUGGCUUCCAUGAGGAAGAAGAAAUCAAGUAAAGAAAUGGAUGCUGCUGCAAAAGCUGCUGCUGUUGAGGCAGCUGCAAGAAGUGCUAGGCUUGCUGCUGCAAAGAAGAAAGAGAAGAGCCACUACAAUCAACAGCCCGGGCGGUAAUUAUUUUGUUCCUAGUUGCUUCAGUUGAGUCCAUCUAUUUUCCAAUGCAAAAGCAAACACUGGUAUGCUUCUCAGAGGAUCUGAACUUGUCAAUCAUGAGACUCUAGCCUUCGGAAGGAUGUUUCAAUCUGUGUUCCUCCUGCAACAAUUUGUUGAGACUUAUAGGUGGUGGUUGUGUCAAUGCAACAAUUUGUUUGAAGACUCAUAGGUAGCGGCUGUGUCGUGCAACAAUUUGUUUUGGCACUAUGAUAAUGAGAAUCAAAUGGACAUAUGCAAUUCCUUGAUUUUGAUA
This is a messenger RNA of Zingiber officinale, 1520 nucleotides long. Its product is annotated as serrate RNA effector molecule homolog. The record is from RefSeq and is a predicted model, not a curated record. The coding region runs from base 287 to 1228 and encodes 313 amino acids. Lineage: Eukaryota; Viridiplantae; Streptophyta; Magnoliopsida; Zingiberales; Zingiberaceae. The transcript has 3 exons.